Molecule: messenger RNA, 2574 nt
Organism: Oncorhynchus masou masou (cherry salmon)
Lineage: Eukaryota; Metazoa; Chordata; Actinopteri; Salmoniformes; Salmonidae
Product: threonylcarbamoyl-AMP synthase-like
Exons: 6
Coding region: 1-750 (249 amino acids)
Biological process (GO): regulation of translational fidelity
Cellular component (GO): cytoplasm
Molecular function (GO): double-stranded RNA binding; tRNA binding; nucleotidyltransferase activity
Source: RefSeq, a predicted model, not a curated record
AUGGAGAAACAUACCCUUAAAAUACCCAGCAGGGCCCACCAGGUCCUUCAGAACUGUGUUGCAAAGAUCCAUCUGUUCCUUCAGGGAGACCAACUGGUCUUGGAUGUCUUCAAUGUAGAUGGUGCUGAAAUCCUGAAUUCAACAGUGGAGGCUCUAAAGGAUGGGCAAGUUGUGGCUGUGCCAACGGACACAAUAUACGGGCUGGCUUGCUUGGCUCAGAAUUCCAAUGCCAUCAAAAAGGUGUAUGACAUCAAAGGACGUAAGGGUCAGAAACCACUGGCCAUUUGUGUUGGAGAAAUCAAAGACAUUUACAAGUACUGUAAGGUGUCAGUCAAGGAAGAGCUGAUAGGGGAACUGUUGCCUGGCCCUGUCACUCUAGUUCUGGAACGAGCUGAAGUUCUCAACACUGACCUCAAUCCAUUCACUCCGUUAGUAGGAGUGCGCAUCCCGGACCAUGCCUUCAUGAGACGCCUCUGCCAGAUGUGUGGGGAACCUCUUGCCCUCACCAGCGCCAACAUCAGCUCACACUCCAGCACUGUGGCUAUACAUGAGUUCCAGAAUUUGUGGCCCCGGUUAGCAGUGGUGGUGGAUGGCGGACCAAUAGGAGACAAGAGUCGCUUGGGGUCAACAGUGGUCGACCUAUCGGUGCUCGGCAAAUACCGCAUCAUCAGACCUGGCUGUGCCUUCUCUUCCACAGUUGAUGUGCUGGAGCACAAAUAUGGACUGUCAGAAGACACAGGGGAUCAGUGAGGUUUGCCCCCUCCAAACACGCUGAUUCGAACAACUAGCAAGAACCUGUGCUUACCAUGGCCAAAUACAACUCUGAAUGCCUGUAACGCUGAGGCGAGUGACGAAAUUGAAAUCACUCAUCUUUUUAAAGGAAGGACAGUCCUUUUGCACAUUGCAGGCUAUUGUGGAAAGCUCUGGGUUUCACUUAAGGGAUUUGUUUUGUAUUUCUUGGUUAUUAGUUGUCCAAGCAUUCUUGUUUCUAUGGGAAAACCCAGGGCACUUAACUCAGUCUUUGCUUUACAAAUUUACUUUAUUGUGUGGAAACUAGGUUGUUUUAUUCAAGCAUGCUUACACCCAACAGAAGACCCCACUCUUGCCUCCUCUCUAGUGGGUUAAAAUGGCAGACUUGGCACAGAGUAAUGGUUGGAGUUCUACCCUGUUACUGUCAUUUUGAGCUAUGGCUAGGUUAAGCAAAGCUACUAUUUAAUUGAGUUAUUUCAAGUGUCUUUUUCAUGCAUUUCUAAAUCAAGCCUGUGUUUUAUGAACUGAUUCUGGAGUUUCAGGGCUGUGAACAUUGUUUCAAUGCAUUUUAUUUUCAUGGGGAAUUUAUUUAACAUGGUUUGGAACAAAUUUCAGACUGAGGCUGCAUAUACACAGGCAGCCCAAUUUCUUUUCUUUUUUUUGAACAAAUUGGUCUUUUGGCCAAUCAGAUCAGCUGUGAAAAGAUGUGAUUGGCCAGACCAAUGGGUGGGGAAAAAAUAUUAGAAUUGGUCUGCCUGUGUAAAUGCAGCCUGUUAGCUGUGCUCUAGUGUAUUAUUGCGUGACGGUUAUGAGAGACUGACUACUGGUUUGUAUAAUGGACCAAUGAGAGUAUGUUGAGAAUAAAUGGCAUGCAUUAUGCUGACCAUGAUGGCUUGUGUUGGUUUUCUCUCCUUGCCUGUAGUACUGGGUUAAUGUCAGUGUGGUGGAUGAACUACUUCAGAAGCUCCCGUCAACAGAACUCUCCCAAUUGCUUUUUUUUUUUUUUUGUGUCUUCUCACACAUUGGGAAUGUAGCUGGUCAGUAUUCAGCAAUGCAUAUACAUUAAGGAGGUUGCCUAGCGGUUAAGAGCAUUGGGCCAGAAACCCGAGAGGUCGCUGUUUUGAAAACCCUGAGCUGGCAAGGUGGAAAAAUCUGCUGUUCUGCCCUUGAGCAAGGCAGUUAAUCCCCAAAAUCUACUGCUCCCCGUGCGCCGUUGAUGUUAAGGCAGCCCCCCGGUACACUUCUGAUUCAGAGGGGUUGGGUUAAAUGUGGAAGAUGAAAUUUGGUUGAAUGCAUUUAGUUGUGCAACUUCGUAGGUUUUCCCUUCCCCUGCUAGUUUGUUAGAGAAUGAUUUAACAGUGACUGUGUGGACUGCCAAGCUGGAUCAACACUGCAGCUGUAAGUUGUUUUUCCUCACAGAAUGGAUAGUCUUUGUUUUAAAGAGAAGUCAGAGGGUACAUCCUUUUAUUCCUAAAAUGUCUGUUUUAAUUUUAGUAAUGGACAGCAAUAUUUCAGUAAGCCUAAGUACAUAUAAAUCAUACACACUGCAUUUAUCAUUCAUAUUCCAGUACCCAGCCUGACCUGACUAUACAUUUACAUUUCCUGCACAUGAGAGUGACAGUUUAUUUCUAUAAAAUGUCAAAUUAUUUUUAACUGACAAUGUCCCGACUGUAAUGUUGAUUGAAUCUGAAAAACUUGUUUUGAACAGAUUGCAUUUAUUGAAACUGGUAACUGCUCGACUUAAAAUAUGAAAUUGUUGAAUGUAGUUUCUCUCUGGUGGUGGUGGUUGUUUUCUGUUUUCAGAUAAACGGAAACUGCUGUGGA